Molecule: messenger RNA, 210 nt
Organism: Rotaria sp. Silwood2
Lineage: Eukaryota; Metazoa; Rotifera; Eurotatoria; Philodinida; Philodinidae
Source: the annotation of a GenBank genome assembly
AUGGAUGUAACAAUCAAUUGUGAUAUCGGAGAAAGUUAUGGAAUAUGGAAAAUGGGUAAUGAUGAAGAAAUUAUGCCACAUAUAGACUUGAUCAAUGUUGCAUGUGGAUUUCAUGCUGGUGAUCCAAAUGAAAUGAGUAAAACAAUAAAACUAGCCAAACUCUAUCCUCAUAUAAAAGUUGGUGCUCAUCCUGAUUUACCUGAUUUGUAA